Molecule: messenger RNA, 243 nt
Organism: Sphenostylis stenocarpa
Lineage: Eukaryota; Viridiplantae; Streptophyta; Magnoliopsida; Fabales; Fabaceae
Source: the annotation of a GenBank genome assembly
AUGUCAUGGAAGGAGGAAGAAGAGGCCUUAAGAAAGGACACAGAAGACCUUAAGAUAUGGAUCGAUAUGAUAGAGAAUAUGAAUGACGAGCAGCUAAAGGGGUACCUAGAAAAUCAUGCUGGAGAAUUAAAACUGACAAAGCCUCAAAAACCCAAGAAUAAGGUCCAAAGCACUGUGAAGUCGAAGUCUUCGACCUCCUCCAACGGGAUUUUGGCUUCAGUUUGGAGGUUCCACAAAAAGUAG